Messenger RNA from Cottoperca gobio, 1909 nucleotides. RefSeq names its product ras-related protein Rab-34-like. Bases 3 to 899 code for a protein of 298 amino acids. Gene Ontology annotation, molecular function: GTP binding; GTPase activity. NCBI's taxonomy places the organism in Eukaryota, Metazoa, Chordata, Actinopteri, Perciformes, Bovichtidae. The transcript has 10 exons. The record is from RefSeq and is a predicted model, not a curated record.
ACAUGGAGGAUCUCAUUAAUUGCAUGUUUGUGUGUCUGCUGUCAGUCUCGAGACUCGGGUCGUUGCUGCGAACGUCAUUUUGUUUUGUUCUUUAUUUUCUCGGCAGACUUUGGAUAUCACAUCACAUCUCUAGACCCGGAACACAUUUUCUUCUGCAUUUUAACAUCCAGCAGUUUCAGUGUUUCAGUCCGAAUGCAGCGCUGCACACCAAAGAUGGCUUCCACCCAAAGGUGAAGGCUGCCUGCCAGGUACAGAAGACAGACACAGUGAGCUUUAAUAUCGCCAAGGUCGUCGUAGUGGGAGAUGUUGCAGUUGGGAAAACGUGUCUGAUCAGCAGGUUUCGUAAGGGUGCGUUUGAUAAGAACUACAAAGCAACCAUAGGAGUGGAUUUUGAGAUGGAGCGCUUCGAGGUGCUCGGUGUUCCCUUCAGUUUACAGCUGUGGGACACAGCAGGUCAGGAGCGCUUCAAAUGCAUCGCUUCAACAUAUUACAGAGGAGCACAAGCCAUUAUAGUGGUGUUUGACUUAAGCAGCGUCAGUUCAUUAGCUCAUGCCAGGCAGUGGCUGGAGGACGCCAUGAAGGAAAAUGACCCAUCCAGUGUUUUACUGUUCCUUGUUGGUACCAAGAAAGACCUUAGUUCUCCUGAUCAGUUGGUUCAGAUUGAGCAGGAAGCCAUCAGACUCUCUGAGGAAAUCAAAGCAGAGUACUGGGCUGUGUCUGCUAAGUCAGGAGAUGGUGUCAGGAAUUUCUUCUUCCGUGUGGCCUCUCUGACUUUUGAGGCCAACGUUUUGUCCGAACUCGAGAAAAGUGGCGUGAGGAACGUCGGUGACAUUAUCAGGCUCACAGACAGCACAGAAGCCGAUCGCAAACCAACCAAGAGGAAAUCCAACUGCUGCUGAUGAUGAUGAGAGAAUGGCCGCCUGGAUACGCUGUACUGACAACACAUGCACCACAAAAUUGCACAAUGAAGGGGGGAAAUUAAACUAAAAUGUGGACACAGCAUGCUCGGUAUGGAUAUCAUGAAUAGACCCCAUAAAGAACGAUGUAAUAACACCAUUGUAUUCGUGUUGUUGCGUAAACACCCUGAGAGGAGGCUGUAGGUUGUAGAUAAUGAUUUCUAAGUUGAGAAGUCCUCAGGAAUGUGUGUACUGCUGGUCGGGGUUAAAGAUGCUGGUUAACAUUUAAUUUAAUUUAAUAAAAGGAAGAUUAUUAUCCACUAGAUCUUUUGGCAACAUUGUUUAGGAUAAAAUAUCUGCAUGAGUGCAUGUUUUUGGGUCAUCUUCAAAACAUCUUCCUGUCACGCGUCUGUGCUGCUAAUGUGUUGCCUACGCCAGCACACAUGACCGCAGUCAUGCCCACAACGCAUCGCUCUCCUCUGACAUCUCAUGAUCUCGAAAAUGGAGGGAUUGUUUGCAGGGACAGAAACAAAGUUGCAUCUGAGUUUAAUUAAUUUGCUCGCUCAGUUACGUCAGACUGCAGAUGUUCUCGUCUCCAAACACAGGCUUUUAUUAUAGCUCGUGGAUGAUGAACUGUAAAUAAAUUGCUUUUGAUCACCGUUUUGUCUUUCUGUUGAAAUAGAGAAGCUAAAUUGAUUGAUUGACAUAAACAAAUUAGAAAGGUUGGGAAGAUUCUUCACAUUCUGUUCCCAGCAAAUCAAAUUAUUACGGCGGAGAACACGCACACACAUGUCCAUCACAUGUCCAGGCUGCCAGUUUGUUUCCCAAAUCAGCAUGAGCAAGACUCAGGGUUUAAUAUGAACACUUUUAUUAAAGGGAUCACAUGUAGAAAAGGUCAUCAGCAGUGCCAGAGACAUCAUUUCUCCUCUAUCACCAACUACCGCCGAGAAUCGAUCGCAGCCUAGCUGAGAAAGAUGCAUUAUGUUAAUCUGGCAAGAGACGUAAAAACCAAG